Molecule: messenger RNA, 1204 nt
Organism: Triticum dicoccoides
Lineage: Eukaryota; Viridiplantae; Streptophyta; Magnoliopsida; Poales; Poaceae
Product: proline-rich protein 36-like
Exons: 4
Coding region: 1-1080 (359 amino acids)
Source: RefSeq, a predicted model, not a curated record
AUGGGCCUGCCAGGACCCGCAUCGGGCCCUGGGAAGCCCAUCUGGGCCCAACCUGCGAGCCCCGCCCCCUGCUCCAGGCCGCCGGCGCCUCCUCGAGCGCUCCUCCUCGCCCGCGCCUGCAUCGUCGUCCCACACCGCGCAGCGACCCCGCCGCCGAGACGCCAUGGGCUUGGAUCUGUGCUGCCGUCGCCGAAGUCCGUCGUCAGCCGCCCGAUUCGGCCUCCCAUUGUCGGAUCCGGGAAGCUCACGCCACCCCGCGUCCAUUCUGGCCUGAUCCCGUUCCUCCUCGACCCCGCUGCACCUCCGCGCCGCCGGAGUCCGCCGCCGUUGCUCCCUCCUAGCCGUCCCCUACCUCUAGCCUCCCACCUCCUCCUCAAUUUCCGCGCCACUCCAGCCCCUCCUAUCCACUUGGCGCCGCCCCACAGGGCAGACCUCCACCUGCGCCGCCACCAAGGGCCACUCUCGCGCCUCCACCUCACCCCCUGGUCUCCCCGCGCCGCCGCGAAGCCCGUGGGCCCGCCAGGACCCGCAUCAGGCCCUGGGAAGCCUAUCUGGGCCCAACCUGCGAGCCCCGCGCCCCUGCUCCAGGCCGCCGGCGCCUCCCCGAGCGCUCCUCCUCGCCCGCGCCUGCAUCACCGUCCCACACCGUGCAGCGACCCCGCCGCCGAGACGCCAUGGGCUUGGAUCUGUGCUGCCGUCGCCGAAGUCCAUCGUCAGCCGCCCGGUCCGGCCUCCCCGUUGUCGGAUCCGGGAAGCUCAUGCCGCCCCGCGUCCAUUCUGGCCGGAUCCCGUUCCUCCUCGACCCCGCUGCACCUCCGCGCCGCCGGAGUCCGCCGCCGUUGCUCCCUGUAUGCGAGCAGUAUGAGACGCGCCCGAUCUGCCUCAGUUUCUCGUCAACGCUUGCGCGUGGGCCGUGCCCAACCCAAGGCCCAGCACCCAGCCGGCCUGCCCGGCCUCCUCUGCACUGACCGGGCCAUAGCCCAUGGUGAGCCAGCGCCUCCUUUUUCAUUCCUUUGGCCCAGCCAGAUUCAGCCCUUAGUUUUUUUUUGUGUACGCUGCGAAUUUGUCCAUUUAACCUGAGACUGCAGUUUUUACAGAGAGGUCCCUAAACUUCAUGCAUAUAAAAACUUAAUAACCGUGCAUCGGAUCUAAAUAAAUUAUAUAUGGAACUUGCUCAGAAUUUUGUCUAGUUUAAUAAUAUGUC